This is a messenger RNA of Aspergillus brunneoviolaceus CBS 621.78, 816 nucleotides long. RefSeq lists its product as uncharacterized. The transcript is spliced from 3 exons. Lineage: Eukaryota; Fungi; Ascomycota; Eurotiomycetes; Eurotiales; Aspergillaceae. The record is from RefSeq and is a predicted model, not a curated record. Bases 1 to 816 code for a protein of 271 amino acids.
AUGUCAUUCUGCUUUUGCCUCGACUACAGCUGCAGGGGUUUGACUUCUACUGUUGUCGUUCGAAGAUUAUGGAGACAAGAAUGCCGGCUCGCUGUCUCUCCUCUCCCUUCCUCUCACGAUGCCAAGGAUCCAAGCGAAAUGCCUGCUUGCCCUGCCAUCAGCCCAUCCAUUGUUGCGAACCCUCAGCUGAUCCCAUGGCUUGCACCUCGUGAUGAUGAUGAUCCCUCCCCGGAUUGCCAGGCCUGUAGUAAGCCGCGGGCAUUUACACAUAUUGAGGAUGCAGAUCUGGGAAAGAAGCGCUGUACUCAAAUUGUUGGCAGGUCGUCAUUCCUGGUUGACAAGGGCAAUUUAGUCGACCGCGUAUGGUAUGACCCCCGGCCCGUGCGGAGGCAGGGAAAAUCCUCGUCAGGUUUGGUCACGAGUGUUUGGUUCGUUUGGUUCGUUUGGUUGCUCCAUGACAAGUGGCAUGUCGAAGGUCAGACAAGACAAUUGAGUUCUCAGAUCGAGCAACUCGCUUCUCAGUCAACCGAGGUACAGACCACAGUCACUGCAAAGCAUGCAAAGCAGGAGAGAGAUGUGAGGGGAGGAGGGUCGACGCAAGAGGACAAGAAUUCCGCCCCAACGGAACCCACGAAAAAUUCUGGCCGGACCACCAUCAUCCACUGGUUAUUGAAUGUGGUCGUUGUGCUAUUGUUGCCCGGCCGGAACAUCUCCGCGGGCUGUGGACCAGAGGGAAAAGAACUUCCCCCCUCUUCUCCUCCCCCCUCAUCCCAGUCAACAACCAUCAUGGUCUGUCAGAUGGCAGACGGCCUGUAG